This is a messenger RNA of Gryllus bimaculatus (two-spotted cricket), 414 nucleotides long. NCBI's taxonomy places the organism in Eukaryota, Metazoa, Arthropoda, Insecta, Orthoptera, Gryllidae. The record is from the annotation of a GenBank genome assembly.
AUGGACACAUUAAAAUCUCAUGAAGAUCAAUUCCGUGUAAUGUCUGCUGCAAUUGCCAGUAAUCAAUCACGAGGAGGAGACGAUGAUGAAGAUGAAACCACAGAUUCGUCUGAUGGUGGCGGUGAAGAAGAAAGCGCAACGGAAGGUGGUGGAGAAGGUGGGGAAGAAGAAAGCGCAACGGAAGGUGGUGGAGAAGGCGGGGAAGAAAGCACAACGGAAGGUGGUGGUGAAAGCAGACUGUACCCGAUCUGUACUAGAUGGUUCGUCGACUCACAACUUUUGCAGAACCGCAUCAAAUUCCUACAACAACAAUUUCUGCAUGAAGAACCAUCGUUACGGAAUAUGGCAAAACAUAAAUAUAUGGAAAUAUUCACACUGACAAUUCAUGAAUGGAAUCAUCUAUUGAAAGUAUAA